Messenger RNA from Dioscorea cayenensis subsp. rotundata (Guinea yam), 2354 nucleotides. RefSeq lists its product as uncharacterized. Bases 316 to 2205 code for a protein of 629 amino acids. NCBI's taxonomy places the organism in Eukaryota, Viridiplantae, Streptophyta, Magnoliopsida, Dioscoreales, Dioscoreaceae. The record is from RefSeq and is a predicted model, not a curated record. The transcript is spliced from 4 exons. Gene Ontology annotation, molecular function: protein binding.
UUUUUUCAUACUACAAUCACAAUCACUAGCACUCUUUCAAGUGCAAACAUUCCUUUCUCUUCUCACUCACACUCCAAUCCAUCUCUUCUUCUCUCUUUUAUUAUCUCCAAUUUUAGUUGGUUUUUAUUGCUAAUUUAUGCCAUUUGAUUUGGGGGAUUAACCAAAUUUCUUAGGUUAAACCUUGAAUCUCCUCCAUUUUUCAUAUAAAGCUUGCCUUUUUGGUUUAAUUCGGAUUGCUGGGCUGCUUUCCGAGGUUAGGAGUUCGCUUCAUUUACUUGGAAUUGAUUUAUGAAUUGAAGAGAAAGCUUCUUUACAAUGGAUAAGAUGCCAUCUGAUUGUCCAUACCCCGGUUGCUUUUUCUGUGUUAUGAAAGAAGGAAAUCCGAGCAAAAGAAGAAGCAGCAUCCUAAAGUUCUUUAGAGAGCUUCCUUCUCAAGAUGAUGACGGCCAAGUGCUCCCUAUCAGUGGCCUUUGGAAUACUGCCAUGGCACAUCCAAAUGAUCCCGAGUUCAUUGACUUGGGGAUAUUCGAAUGCAUGUCAGCCUUAAUAUGGAAAGGAUUAAAGAACAGACGUUGGCUUUCUCAUGACCAAAAUAUUUACAUUCCAUAUUAUGCUGCACACAUAAUUGGAUCUUACACUAUGAAUUUGGAGGAGUUUGCGGAAAGUGCUGUUCAUGCUGGAGUCAUUCCUCCACUGGUUGAACUUUUGAGGGGUAGGCUAACUUGGGUUGAACAGAGAGUCGCUGUUAGAGCUCUGGGACACCUGGCCACAUAUGCUAGUACAUUUCCUGUGGUUGCAAGCCACGGAGAAGUCCUUGAGAUCGCCGUUCAGUUGGCAUCGAGCUCUUUAGAAAUUGUGUACUCUCACUUUUAUCAGUAUGUGGAUAGGAGACUGAGUUAUCACUGUGAUCUGCUUACCCGUGGCAUGGGUGGAGUGGAAAUGGAGUCGAGGAAGGCGGAGGAAUGGGCUAGUCAGUUACAGUGUUGGUCUCUUCAGCUUAUUAAUUGUUUUGCCUUCAAGCCUGACUUUCUUCCCGAUAUAUGCAAGCCAGAAUUUUUAAUAAAGUUACCAGGCAUGUGGGGUGGACUUGUCAAUGAGAAUUCCCCAGCUGGCAUUGGUUUACUGCGAACAAUCUGCCAACACAAGCUCGGCAGGGGACCUGUUGCUAGUUGUCCAGGAAUCGUCGAAGCAUUGUGCAACAUUGCCCGUUCAUCAGACGACUGGCAGUAUAUGGCUAUUGACUGUCUCCUGUGGUUGCUUCAGGAUCCUAGUACUUGUCAGAAGGUGAUUGAUAAGGCAGUACCAGCACUUACAGACUUAGCGGACAUCUCAACUCUCGGGGAUCAUAAAAAACUUGGUGAUACUAUUGUUAGUGUCAUUCAAGAAGUUGUCCAAUCCCAAGGAACAAUCCGCAAUUCUAUCAACAGUCGGACAAAAGAGCAGAUUGAUGAGCUUCUGAGUUCACGGCAGAGGUUAAAAUGGGAGAAGAACAUUCCAAAGGAGGACCUUCAUAUAAAACAAGCAGCGGCGCUUGUUGUUAAGUUGGAAGGUAACUCUCUUUUCUCUUCAGGAAAUAUAGCCGGAGCUGCAGCAAAGUAUUCUGAAGCAUUAACACUGUGUCCUAUGAAGUCCAAGAAAGAAAGAGUUGUUCUAUACAGUAACCGUGCUCAGUGCCAUCUUCUCUUGCAACAACCUUUGGCUGCAAUAAGUGACGCUACACGUGCUUUAUGCCUUCACAAUCCUCCUAAUCGGCAUGCCAAAAGCUUGUGGAGAAGAGCCCAAGCUUAUGAUAUGCUCGGGUUAGCUAAGGAAAGCUUAUUGGAUGCUAUUCUGUUCAUUAAUGAAUGUUCUCAGUCAAAUGAUCCAGACCUUUCUCUAAGACAAAAUAAAGUUCCUGAUUAUGCUGAAAGGUUGGUGAAGAAGCAGAUGCGUGCCGCUUGGUUAUUCAGGGAAGCAGCUGUAAAACGCGGUGGUGUUCAUUCGGAGGGUAAUACCGGAGAUGUCUAUGGCCAAGAUGCCGAUGACUCUGAAUGGGAGACUGCCAGUGAAAGUGAUGUCGGGAACAAUGGAAGGCGAGAGGAGGAUGAUGAAGAUGAUGAUAGUGAAUGGAAAAAUGAAGAUAACCGCAAAGAUAAAUAUGACAAAACUUCUUCCAAAGACAGAAGCCAUGGGUAUGGCUUGCUGCUAGCUGAAGAUGAUCCAUAACUCUUCUAUGUUGUUUGGUGCUGUGCCGAUGAAUGCUCUUCCCUUUUUGACCUCAUUCCAUUGCAAGUAGUGCCUUCUGUCAAGACUUUAUUUGUGAGAAAAAUGCAUGGUUGAUGUUAUUAAACCAGAGAAGGUUGUUUUUUUUUUUA